Molecule: messenger RNA, 4235 nt
Organism: Agrilus planipennis (emerald ash borer)
Lineage: Eukaryota; Metazoa; Arthropoda; Insecta; Coleoptera; Buprestidae
Gene: Gyf
Product: GRB10-interacting GYF protein 2
Exons: 19
Coding region: 196-4086 (1296 amino acids)
Molecular function (GO): protein binding
Source: RefSeq, a predicted model, not a curated record
UAAAAGAAAUCUUCAAGACGUUUGACAUCGAGCUUAUAGAACAACCCUUUUCGUUCAUUGAUUUAGUUAUGUCCAUUUAACAAUCUCGUUAUCAAUACUUAGACGGUCUCUAAGUGCCACCUAAGCUUUUGCCUCAGGCUCCAGUUCUGUUCACAUUUCACAAAGGAUUGUUUGAGAAUUAGGAUCUAACAUUAUAUGACCGAUUCCAUGAAUUUUGGACCUGAGUGGUUAAGAAACCUCUCUUCUGAGGGCUCCAGUACUGGAGGUUCUGCAGGAGGAGUGAAGUAUCAGUUAGCAGACCAUAGAUAUGGUCGAGAAGAAAUGUUAGCUCUUUUUGAAAAAGGAUUGCCAGCACCUUCUUCUUUGACUAGUUUUUCAACAUUAUAUUCUGAACAGCAGUUAACUCCUUUGGCACUGUUACCACAGUCAGAAGAAGAGAGGUCUUGGCAGUCUCGUCCUAUACCACCAGGAACAUUAGGACGUGGAAGAGGAAACUCUUUGGAACGUGGUAGAAUAAGCAGAGGCCGAGGUGGUUAUCAGUCUUACACCCGUCCAGGUUACGAAGGAUCAGGUGGUUGGGGUAAUGGAGAACACUCAGAGUGGUCUCCAAGAAAGGAAUAUAGUCGGACUUCCUCAGUCGACAAUUGGAGACGUAAUCGAGGAGCAGAUGAAGAAGAUGGAUGGAGAUCAAGGAGUGGCAAUCUAGAAAAAUGGGGACGUUCAGCAAGUUGGAGAGAGAGUGGUGAUAAUGCAGACGACAGAGGAGCACCUCCAGAUAGAAUGAAUCGGGGCAGUUGGCAUGAGGGACCUCGUGGACCUCCUCAUCGUCGUCAGUGGGGUGAUAGCGAGGAUCAUCUACCUGAAUGGGCAACGGAAAAUCCUAGCGAAUCGGGGGGAAGUUUUGACGCUAGUGGUGCUUUUCAUGGUUCAGAUGAUGAACAAAGGGAGCAAAAUUCGUCUUCAAGGGGAUUUAAAAAGGAACCUCCCUUACAAAAGUCGGCGUCUGCUAAUAAUAUGUCAGAUAAAUUACAUCAAGCAAACUCACAAUCCCUAAAAUCAUUAUUGAAACAAACCACUGAGGAACUUACUGAAAAGCACCAACAGGAGGAAAGCAUUCUGCAAGAGAAAGGGGAAGAGGAUGAAAAAGAACCGGUGAAAGAAAACGUGAAUGCUUCUAAAAAGAUGGAUAAAAGUGCAUUAGAACCUGAAAAGGAUCCACCAAAGACUGAUAAAUCAAAAGUAGAUGUUAGGGAAAUAAAUGCUCCAGUUACCGCCAGUAAAGCGGAUGAUAAUUUACGUUCUAGUAAUAGAGUUGAUGAGGACUUUGAUAGGCUCCAGGAGGAUUUGGUACAAAAAUUAGUGGUCGAAGAAGACCUUCCAAAUAAGCAGAAUCUGGACAAUUUUGGUUUAGGUUCUGGCCAUGGUGUCACCCAUCCUCCUCCUAAUCUCGUGCCUCCUGUACAGAAUUCUUGGUUUUAUCAAGAUCCUCAAGGUGAUCUGCAAGGUCCAUUUUCUUCGACAGAAAUGGCCGAAUGGCAUAAGGCCGGUUACUUCAGUAAUGCGUUAUUAGUGAAACGACAGUGCGACGAAAGUUUUUAUCGUUUAGGUGACUUAGUAUCUUUAUGUGGCGGCAAUCCUUUCCUUUCUCCCAAACCAAUUCCGCCUCUCAAAUCGGACGUAUCAACAAAUGUAACGAAACAAUUGGAACUGUUACAACGGCAACUCGCUCUUAACCAAGCGACUGCAAUGCGGACCGCUCUCGGUCAAAACGAAUUUUGGACCAAUCUUAAUGUGCUACAACAGCGUGAACUUUUAGCCCAACAUAUGAUCCCCCAACCUCAAAUGGCUCCAGAUUUGCGGUAUUUGCAAGCAGCUUCAAAUCCUCUGAUGCAAAUGUUUAAUCAAAUACAACAGACUAAUAAACUUCCCGGUCAACCGAUAACCGAUAAGCCCACUCCACCCAUUCCUCCUCAGCUCGAUCCGAUCCAGUCUUUCAUUCAACAAAUGGGAGGAACAUUGCCUACAAUUCCUAAUCCUCUCCAAGCAGCUGGAACAACUCACGUAGGGGGAUUGCCACCAAAUAACAAUGGUUUACCUCCCAAUUUGCAUGUCCCACCUGCUGGACUGUCAUUCCCCAACAUACCACUAGCUGCAGCAGCUGCAGCCGCUGCAGCAGCAGCUUCUUCCAUGCCUUCUGUUGGUAUGCAAGGUAUUCCAACAGCACCGACUACAUUAUCUGCUGGAGGUACCACUAGUAAUGUACCCCAUAAUUUACCUCCACGGCCAAAUCCUUUAGGAGCGGUUGAUCCGCUGUCGUCUUCUGGAGCUUCCACGGAGAAUGAUCCUAUUAAAAGCUUAUUGAGACAGUUGCAAAAUAAUAAGCCGCAACAGCCUACCGCACAAACAGCACCUAUAGAUACUCUUUGGCAAUCUAAUCAACAGUAUGGUGCCGUUCCACCUAAAUCAAAUGCACAGUCCCAGUGGUUACCGCAGCAAUCGAAUGAUGCUACUUCCGCAUCAGUUUGGGAUCUUCAAGGGUCUACAGUUGUUCCUAUGACAGUAGCACCAGCCAAUGCUUCAUCACCCGCUGUUCAUGACGUUACUCCGCCAACAAGCUUUAAUGAUACCGAAAUAGAAAAGGAAUUUAUCGAUAAAAAGAAACGCCAAAAAGAGGAAGAAAAUGCAAAGAAGGCCAAGGAGGAAAAAGAGAAAGCACGUGAAUUAGAGGAGCAAAAGAAAAAACGUGAAUUAGAAGAGAAAAAACGAAAGGAAGAACAAAGAAAACAGGAAGCUGAAAAGAAAGCGGCGGAAGAAAGACGUAAAAAAGAAGAAGAGAAAAUAAGGAAAGAACUAGAAAAGGCUAAGAGAGAAGCAGAAGAAAAAAGAUUGAGAGAGUUGGACGAGAAAAGGCGAUUAAAAGAACAACGAAAGGCAGAAGAAGAAGCAAAGAAAAGAACUGAGGAGAAGCGACAGCAGGAUGAAGAAAGAGCGCGACAAGAAGCAAGAGAAAAGGAAGAAUAUAUUCGCAAGCAACAAGAAGAGAAAGCAAAACAUGAAAACAGUAUUAGAGUAUCACGAGCGGCACCCUGGAGUCAGGCAUCUCCAGCAUCUGUAACAGGAACGAGUCUGGCAGAAAUACAAAGGCUUGAGAAAGAAAAGAAACAGGAGCAACUGCUACAUUUACAAAAACAACAGCAAUUGUUGCAGGAACAACAACAACUAUCUGGUGAAAAAGUUUCUGUAUCUACGAUGCCUUUGGGUUGGGCUAAGCAACCUCCAGCAACAAAAAAAAUCAAAUCGUUAGCCGAAAUACAGAUGGAAGAACAGGAGCGUCUCGUAAAGCAAGCUACUGAAGCACGUUUAGCCCAAAUAAAAGAAAAGGAGGCGAAUCCAUCAACAUUUGUUAAUGCCACCGCAUGGAAAGGCAUUAGUUGGGCUAUUGCCGCUUCUCAGUGGAAUACCAGCGGUUUCUGGGAAGAAACGUCUACGCCAAAGUCCUCAACGCAAACUAAACCGUCCUCAACAAGUACGAAAAACGCGGUAGUUAAUAAUCAGUCCAAGCAAGCAAGUUCUAAACAAUCAAAGAGCAAGGCAAAAAAAGAGGAGCAACAGGUAAUGAAGUUGUUUGGUGGUAGUGCAAACAGCACUGGAGGCGGCACUGGCGGUAACAACAAGCAGGAUGAGUUCAUGGAGUGGUGUACCAAGACUCUUUGCAAAAUAGAAGCUUCCAUUGAUAUUGAAACAUUCGUAGAAUUUCUUCGCAAUGUAGAGUCAGCAUUAGAAGUGCGUGAUUAUUGUAAAGAAUACUUAGGCGAUAGCCCGUCAACUUCUCAUUUUGCCACACAGUUCCUCGAAAAACGACGUCUUACAAAACCGAAAAACACGACGCAAAAAGACGAUAUGAGUUCUCCAGCUCCAGCUAUUACACCUUCGUCCCAUCUAACAGAUUUUCAAGAAGUUAAGGGCAAAGGUAAGAAGACAAAAAAGUCAAAGAUGACAAAGAUGGAUAAAAGCAUUCUUGGAUUUUCUGUAACAGCAGCUCCUGAUCGUAUAAAUGUUGGUGACAGGGACUAUGUUGAAAAUUAGUCACUAACCUAUGCCCUCUCCUCCCCCUGACAGGAUUUUGUGCAAAGAAAACUUUAUUUUAAUAGUAUUUAUGAAAUAAUUGUAAAGUAAUUUUGUUUUACUGUUUAGUUUUACAUAAAACUUCAAAUUAAACAGUUGUUUCUUUGUAA